Messenger RNA from Petromyzon marinus (sea lamprey), 5747 nucleotides. RefSeq lists its product as uncharacterized. Gene Ontology annotation, biological process: cell surface receptor protein tyrosine kinase signaling pathway; intracellular signal transduction. Lineage: Eukaryota; Metazoa; Chordata; Hyperoartia; Petromyzontiformes; Petromyzontidae. The record is from RefSeq and is a predicted model, not a curated record.
CUCGAAAGCAUGUUGUCAUUUGAUUGUAUGGUAUGCUGCACCUGCCGCAUUCUGAACCUUUAAGCAAUGCCCGGCACCGUUAUUUUUGAAAGCUAUACAAAUACUGUGUAUGCAACAAUACGUGGAAAGGAAGUCAUACUACUGUAAUUUGUAAGCUUGUUUUGAUGCUGCCAUUAUUUACGAAUGUUUUUUACCAGGGGCGGAGCCAGGAUUUUCAGCCCGGGGUGACAUUCAACAAAUUUUAAUUUGAAGAAUGAGUGAAUGGGAAAUCGGCUGUACCCCAGGCCAUUGGUUGGCGACACACUCUGACAAUGCAAUUGCACGGCGGACCGAGUGUCGUACACUUAUAACGCAGAAUGUUUCAGAUUUUUCGAUUUUUUAUUUUCUUUCGGGGGUGACAAUUGUCUUCCCUGUCACCCCCCUGCCUCCGCCCCUGGUUUUUACUAUAUACACUUAAGAUCACAUCCAUCCACUACGUUGCUGCUAAGUGUUAUUCCAGUGCAAGUGUAAAGUAUUGGAAGAAUAAAGCGCUGGUAUGUUUUUAAUACUCAAACAUUGAAAUGUGUUGAGCAACACUAAUACUGUAUAUUCAUUGUACAUGAUUCCUGAGAGAGCACCGUUCAAGCCACAUGAGAAUAGUUUUUUUUAAUAAUACUUUAAUGACAAAUGGGGUAUCGUAGAAACGUCACCGUAUUUUGGACAAUGAAAUCGGUCGGUUUAUAUUCAAUCUCCAAAUAAACUAAAAAGUAAGUUUAAGUGAAUUGGUAUUGCAUCUUUAUGAACCAUGGUACAUGGCUUCCUUUAUAGCAGACUUCCAAUCCUGAGGUGUCUCAUUCAAUCAUUCUAGUAUGUUUAUAAACUUGAAACGACAUACAGAGAAUUAGAAAGCCAGAGGGAAGGCAUUUCCAACACCCAUUCGAUACAAAUUUAUACACGCUCCUGAAAAAUAAUUCAUAAUUAUUGCUCUAUUUAAAAAAUAGAAAGCUUCAUCGGCACGAGACACUUAAUUGGCAUAAGAAAUGCUUGGUUUACAGUAUUACCCCCCCCCUCUCUCCUCCAUGGCAAAGAAUGAAAACCGCGAACAUAGGAACAUUAGGCGUGAAGAGGAACUUGAGUUGUUCUAACUGCUGAGUGCACUGUAGGAAGAGAGGCAGUCGCGAACAAGUGUCAAAGCGAAAACACUCUGGAAGGUGCUGCUUAUACAUCAACAGGAGCAGCAGCAGCAGCAGCAGCACGUCCAUCAAGAGAGACUUGGUGUUGGUGGUGUUGGUGUUGUGCGUGCGUGGAUAUCAAUUUAUUAUGUCUGCACGACAGCCGAAAAACAAGAACGUUCAAUUGUGGAAGCCCCAAGAUGUGGUUGACUGGUUCCGACAGAACCAGUUGGAAGACUGUGCCUCUGUAGCUUGGAGGAACCAAAUUGACGGGAAAGCUUUGCUGGAGCUUCAUCCAAGUGUCCUCCAAGUGUUCCCAGAAAGAUCACGCAUGAAGGUGCAAAUUCUCAGUAAAACACUUGGUGAGCAACCAAGAAUGCCUUGGAACAAAUUUAGCAGUUCAAAAUUGGUGCCAAAUCCUCCAGACAAAGAUUACACAGCACAGCCUCCAGCCCAAACAGGAGAUGUUUGGUCUGAAAAUGAAUUUGACACUGAAGAUGAUGACUAUGAAGAACCUGACGCAGACCCAAAUAUACCUCCGUCUGCUCAGGCGACACGGGUGUGUCCUUGUCCGGAGCCCUCGCAGCCAAGCAGCGAGGAUGACAGCUACGAGGAGCCCGAUGUAGAAGGACCCGAUUACGAUGAUCCGUCGAAGCUGGAGGAUGACUACGAGCAGACCCCGUGCGAGAAACAGAAGUAUCCCCCCAUCGUGGCAACAUCCAUCGGCGGCGGCGGCGACGACGACGAUAACAAAGACUACAUCGAUAAAGACUCCAUAUCGAUUAAUAGCAGCAAAAGCGCCUCUUUGGAACGUCGUAGCAAUGACGGGGAAGAUCAAGAGGACUACAUAGUUGCUGUUGAGAAUGUGCCAAACGAAGGUUGUUUUCUCAAAGGCGAGCCUUCACUGUCAAUGAGGCCAGAAACCCGACCCAAGUCACACGAAAAGCCCACAAACCAAUAUCCAUAUCCGCUGCCACCCAAGCCUGUACCUGAUCGGCCGCCUACCCUCCACAAGCCGUUCCUCCCUUCCACACCCAAACCUGGUUCAGACAACUCGCAGGCUUUCCUCAAGACCCGUUCCUUGGAAAAAUCUAUCCAACACAGCAGCAGCGCAACGAAUCCCAAUCACACUUUGCCCAGUAGCUUCAAAGUGAGCUCCCCGACUCAUCCAAAACUCUCUUCCGCCAGACCUCAUCUUCUGCACCUCAACGCGAACAUUUCAGCAGUCGUCCCUCGACCCAAACCAACUCCCAACAUGAUCUCUGCACCACACAUGACAGCUAGCCACCUGGGGGGCGCUCCCAAGUGCUCCCCAAAGCCAACUUUCAACGCAGACGCUCCGCCGUCGCAGGCCAUCCCAGGCGGGAGUGGUCCUCCCCCUCCCUUCGGACGCAAGGUUAACAAUGGCCACGGCGGCUUUCCGUUACCCAUCCCUGUCCCCGAGAAACCGCUCAAACCGAAGGGUUACCUGACCACGGGGCAUGCCACCAUGCAUGCGCCACCACCCGUCCAGGCUGGCCACAGGAGCCAGCAGCGUAAGGUCUCGCACGUGUUCCCGCCGCGGCUCCAGCAGACGCCUCACCAAGAGGGCGCCUGCGUGGACUCAGAGUCGGACACUGGUGAUUAUGAGAUCCCCAAUGAAGAAGAGAAGGAGACUCCACAAAAGAUCAACGAUCACAUGAACAGGUAUCCACACCCAACCCCACCCCCACCAUCCAGGCCUGCCCCCCUAGGGCCCCCACCUGUGGACAGGGUGUCAAAACCAAACACUGCCGGCCGUUCUCUCAUCAUGAACAAGGAGAUCCCGUCCGAGAUUAGCGCAAUGCCCAGGUCCCCAUUAUUGCCCCAGUCUUCAAGGAAACCGAGCCUGCUUUCAGGGAACCAGGCAGGCCACAAACCACACGUGUCCCCUGGCUCCAUCAAGAGAUCAGAGGAAGACCCAAGAAUGUUUGCAGGUGACACCAGCACCAAACAAAGUUUGGGACACAGCUCCUCAUUCUCAAGCCGUGGAGGAGGAGGAGCAGCAGUUGGAGGCCUCUCUCCAUCUCAGUACUCCAUACCACCCGAAAUAAACAAUUGUGAUCGAAAGACUGCAGAAGCCAUGGUGAGAAAAAAUAAUAAGGAUGGGGCGUUCAUGGUGAGGACAAGUUCCAAGGACAAAACAAACCAGCCGUACACACUCGUCAUUUACUACGAAGAGAAAAUAUUCAACAUUCCCAUUCGAUACUUGGAAAAGUAUAAUCAAUAUGCACUGGGUACAGAAAAGGUCAAAGAAGAGAAAUUUGACAGUAUUCUGGAUAUCAUUGAACAUUACAAGAAAAUGCCACUGCUUCUCAUCGGGGGACAGCAUGGCAUCAAGAAGUCAACACUUCUAAUUCAUCAGGUCAGGAUCUGAAGAUUAUCCAAGGUGCUGAGAAUGUGCUUGCCACACCUUCAUUAUAGACUGGCCUUAUGACCAAAUGCAUCUUUUUCGAUAAAUAAGGACACCACCUGCCUCGCCCAAGCUAUGCAAGUUCGUUUACAUGCAUCACGGAAGGCCAAGUAGAACACCAAUUGCAAUGAAACGAAUGCAAGUCUCGGUCAGAUGCCAUGAAUUUAUUAUGCAUAUACUUACCGCACGUGUGUCCACUCCAUUUCAAAGUAAACUAAACGUUUACUGUUAAUAUUAAGCAUCUGGGUAAUUUUAAUCUCUUAAUUUUUUACUCACACCGAGGUUUAAAAGUCUUUGCUUUGGGAUUAACCUCUAUAAGAGAUAUAUUAUGUACCAUUGCACUGUAUAGCGUUGUAUGUAUAGCUGGAUAAUGAGUGUUUUGUGCGAGUAGUUGGCAUCAUUCUGUCUUCAGCAGACUUAUUCCAGAGCAAAAUGUAUUAAGUUACUCAAUCUCUGUACAGAUCAUGUAUGCAUAGACUAUAUAUAAGAGUUACAGGAUGGCAAUGGACAUCAAAUAUAUUUAGCUAUUUUCUUCGAACAUUUAUAGUACGGAGUGGACAGCCAGGGAGAUUUUGUGGUAAUGUGAGUUUAAAAGAGUAAUGUUUACGACUAAAACAUAACAGUACAUUCUGUAGUACAUGUGGCUUAAGGGCAAAUUCCCACAAUGUCAGAGAAGUGAAUGUGUACCUCUGAGAAAACAGGGUUUUGCACCCUAAGGCUGAUAAUAACAAAAUAAGUAUAACGAAAUCAGUCAUAAGCAUAUUUGUUCUGACAUACAUUGUCUAAUGACUAAAUUAUCUUGCACAUAACCAGUGGUUUCAACCUCGACAUAGAUUUUUGCAGUUGUGCUGUACAACUCUCCAAUGUCUUUUGGAUAUAUGAUAAGCCAUUCCGCUUGAUAUCCAAUGCCUCGCUCAUCCACGUGCUCGGAGCUUUUUCAGAAACGUAAGCUGCCUCGUUCAGUUCUUGAAGGAGCUCCCAGUAGGCGGAAUGAAACAUCAUGCAUCACUCCGAAACGACACGCGGUACACGACCCCCCAAAACACAUCGGAGAGUGAUUCAUUUCCUGUGGGGGCCCGAAUGAACGAACUGUCUGCUAUUAAAGAGCAACAACGUCUGCUGCUGUGUGGUGGAUUCCAUUUCCAAUAUCUGUAAAUGACGAGAAAACCCAUCACAACGGAAUACAUUGAAUGUUAAAGAGCAUAUAUAUACACGAGGCUGUGACAUUUGCGAGAGUCGUGGUGUUACCGCAUACAUCCCAACAUUUUUUUUCCAAACUAAUCCACACCGGACAAGUGUGGUUUGAUUUUGUGACCUUUCUCAGUCAAUGGAAGUAAAUGUCUAAACUUGCAUGCAUAACAAUGAGAAACAGGUUUGUUUUCCUGUUGCAUGACAAAUACCACGUGGCAUGUUAAGUAAAGCGCUCUAUUAGCACUGAGUGAUAACGCUUUUUUUUUGGUCAACUGACAGCCCACAUUAAUCGCUUAACAAAAAAAUAAAAUACCAUGUACCGGUAACUACCAUUGACCAAACAUCUUGAUGCUGAAAUAUAACCUGCAAACCACUCAGAUGGGAUCACGGACAGCAGCAGCAAGAUCGACACGACUCGAACACUUGGCAGGACCCUCCUGAAAAGAGUCUUGAGACUCGGUGAGGCUUUUCUGGGAUAUCCAACAUAAUAAUUUCCAGAUCUGCCAACGUCACUUGUACUUGUCAGUCGUUUCAAAACAACCAUUACUCCGAUAUGAUGCAUUACUGCAUGGAUAACGAGAGAUACGAUGGAAUUGUCAUUUAAGAAAUAUAAAAAUGAACAGUAAUUACAAUUAGUCAACAGCCACAUGCCUAAAACUGAGGUGCAAAACUAUCUUUGAUGCUAUUCUUUGGGUCUUUCGGUAAAGUCACGUAGAACAUUUUUUUUACAAAAACUACUGCUUUGUUCUUCGAUGAAACGUUAUUUAGAAUGUAUGUUAUGUUGUAUUGUUCGCUUUAUUUUUACAAUUUAUGUCUAACAUAUAUCCUUAACAGGAGGCUUUUGCAUAAUAGCUUUGCGAUGUCAACGCAAAUGGUUUAAUAUUAUUGAGGUAUAAGCAAGGUAUAACAGUACAUUUAUCAUGAAUAAGGCCAUGUGUUUUCACAUUCAGCUGUUGGACAAUAAAAAAUGAAAU